AUUAGGUUAGGGACAAAAUAUUUAAACCAAACAUGUCCGCCAUUUGAGGACGGGGGCAACUCGACCUCUCCCUGUUUGCAUCCGCUGUCGCUUCUCUCAAUGGCUUAUGACAAUGCAGUGCCUAAGCGAUUGUUUGUUUGAUGAUGAACUUAAAAAGAAUAUUUGUCUGGGACGAAAGCCCGCUCAGCCGCGAUGGUGUUCUCUGGACGGUGUAGUGUAACUUAGAUAUUUUUUUCCUUGUUAAUCAUGGACACUGAUUUUGUGGAAGAGAUUGUGUCCAUCCAUUCUGAUAGUCAAACAAUUGAUUUUGGUAGUGAGGAAACCAUUUUAUAUUCAAAUGGUACUGAUCAGCCUAAAACCAACCCUGAAUAUUUCAACGAAGAUGACAUUGGAACUAUGUCAUCUGACAGUUGUAUAGUACAAUCUAUUGUUGAGUCUUCAUAUUUCACUCCUAGUGAUAAUCGUAAAAGCGAGCUCAAUAAUAUGACUAAAGCAGUUAUGAAUUCUGUACCAUAUGCUGAUGGAUUACAAUACUUGGCUGCCAUAUCUUCUUUCAGUGAUAAUUUUAAGGAAUCUAGUCAAGGAGAGCAUUUAAAAGAACAAAUGGAUACUAGUAAUUUAUUUGAGUCCAGCGACGAAGAAGUUCAACAAAUAAGUCAAGAAGAAUUUCAAGAAUAUUUUGAUGUUCAAGAAGAGGUUGUUGUCCAAGAAUGUCCGGAACAAGAAAUCAUCACUCAAAGUUGGGAUGUCAAUCGUUCAACUAAUUUUCACAAUAUAAUAAAUGCUAAUGUUGAGUGUACAUCUUCGAAUGAAGAUGUUGAAAUACCAAUACCAGAAGGAGAAGAAGCAUCAUCAUCCGUUAAUCCAUUUCCAUGUGAUUUUUGUAGUCGACGAUUUAAUAGAAAAUCUCAUCUAAUGAAUCAUAUGGUAACUCAUCAGUCAGAACGUCCGUUUUGUUGUGCAUUGUGUGGGGUUCGUUAUCGCCGCAAGUGUGAUUUAGCCAACCAUAUGAAAAUUCAUAUUGACCCAGGCAAUAUGUCUGACAGUGGUAAUACUGAAAACCAAGGUGCAUCGGUUACGAAAGUAAUGAAUAAACUAAUGUUUAUGGAUCCAGUUCACCGACGCAGUGUGACAUCUGAAGAAGAAUCUGGCGAUAAAGGAGAUAUUCUUGAACAAUGUGCCAAAAAUCGCGGUCGUGGUCGUGGGAGAGGCCGAGGUAGAGGAAGAGGUCGGCCAAUAAAAGACCGCUUGCUUACACUCGGCUGGAAUUCAGAAUUAUAUUCCAAACCACAUACUUGUAAUCCUUGUGGAAUUUCGUUUACCCGUGAAAAGGCACUUCUUAAUCAUGCACGACUUCAUCACAUUGAUGAUGGUGUGAAUAUUAUUACCACACAAAAAUCAAAUUCAGAUACUUAUGAGCUCACAAUUCUGUCUAAUAAUAAAAACAGCGAUGUUAAUUAUCCAUGUGAUUCGUGUGGGGCUAGUUUUGAAAGAUUUGAUUUUUUAAAACGACAUCAAAGGCAGCAUAUGAAAAAAGAGGUUGGGAAUAUCGAAGAAGAAGUAUACGAAGAAGCUCAUAUGUGUAUACACUGUGGAAUGUUUUUCAAGUCUAUGAUGGAGCUAGAAACGCAUACAGAACAACAUUUGAUUCCAACAAAUAUUCCAGAAAAGUCAAAAUGCUUAGCGUGUGGUGAAACAUUUGAUAGCACAGAUGAACUGUCAGAUCAUGUUUCUCAAAUGCACACUGGUACAUUACCGAACAAUUCUUGUCAAUUGUGUGGAAAGCAAUGCAAAGAUGACAAAGCUCUUCAAAAACAUUUGAUGAUUCAUGAUACCUCAGACAAUAAAUGUAUUAUGUGUGGAAAACGUUUUCAUUCUCGAGCACGUCUCAAGCGACACAUGAUAACUCAUCGAGAAAAAGGAGUUGUAUGUGAUAUAUGUGGAGAAGAAGUAGCUGAUAAGAGAGCACUAAUAAAUCACAAAGCCAGUCAUGCAAAUACCGUUAGUGUUACGCGAACUUCAAUGACAGAAAAAGUAUUCCCUUGCACGAGCUGUGGUAAAGUCUUUGGUUCAAGAUCUUCACAGCAGAUACAUAUUAGAAUUCACACGGGAGAACGACCUUACGGUUGCAGAUACUGUAAUAAAGCGUUUGCCGAUGGUGGAACACUUCGAAAACAUGAAAGAAUACAUACUGGUGAAAAACCUUAUGUUUGUCCCGUCUGUCCAAAAGCGUUCAAUCAAAGAGUGGUUUUGAGAGAACAUAUACGAGCACAUCACGCGGGUACUGAAGCUCGAGGUGGUCAAGUCAACUUCUACGAGUGUAAAGUAUGCGGUUAUUUAUUUAGGUCAUCAAUGGAACUUUGCUCUCAUUUAGUACAACAUAGUGACGAAAACACUGCUAAAUCAAGAGUGGUGCCGGUUGGUCCACGUAAGUAUAAGCGCCGUAGCAAGUUGGGGAAUCGAAAAGAUACGUGGUGUUUGGUGGAGAAAGUUUUUACAGUCAUGUCGGGGCAGUCAGAUACAGAAAGUUGUGAGGACGAACCGAUGCCUACACAAGAAGACCAAGCCGUGCAGUCGAUAUUAGAAGACGAUAUGUCUUAUAGACAAGAACAUAUCACUAGUCCUAGUAAAUCCCCUGUUAAAACGUACAAAAUUGUUAAUGGUAAAUUGGUGAAAAACGAUCAAAAACCUUCCAAGUCGACGUCUUAUGCGACUAAAUUUGUUGUCAACAAGCCAGAAGCUUCACCAAAAAAGCAAACUUUUGUACUCAAAGAUGGUGAGUGCACUAGGACGUGCGCAACAGUUCUUUAUUAUUCUUCAAGAUCUGAUCCUGCAGCGGCUGAUUCGUCGUUGGGUGAAGAAUCUAAAGAAAACGAUAAUCCUGAUGAUCCCGAAGAUCAGAUAUCUGUGGAAGACAUGGAUUUAACUAACGUUAAAAUGGAGCCACUCGAUGAGCAGUCCGAUUUUGAAACUCAAGAUUACGAUAAUGUGUGUAGUAUCGAGUAUGCCGACCAAGGUCAGGUGGAGUAUUACAUACAGCAGGAUAAUGCCGAAUUCGAUUGCCAAAAUGUUAAACUAGAACCAAUGACAAAUGAUUGCUUGAUCGAGACUGAACUAGUUUUUGAAACCGAUUACGUGGAGGAAGUUGGUGCUAAUAUUGAACUAAGCACUGAUGAUCAAGUAAUAGAUUCAGAUACGGAACUUCCACCUCCAGUAUCUAUUUCUGUAUCGGAAUCUAUUAUUUGUGAUAUUUGUGACGAGGUAUUUGAGGACAGAAAAGAACUCAUGAAACACAUUCAAUCAAUGCACAUUGGAUAGACAACACUUAUAAUUAUGUAAUUUCAUAUCUUGAAAAGUAGACAUUUUUAUUACACAAUAAUUGUGGUUUUAUGGUAUGUGAACAAACUAGAACUGAUAAUAGGUCUAAUGUAAUGUACAAUUUUCUUUUUGCCAUUUCAAUGUAAUCAACUUAAUGUGAUUAAAUGGACUGCUGAUGUUACCAUUUAAAUUUAAAAAAGAAAGUAAGUUUUGCAUAAAUAUUAUGCAGUUGUUUCCUUGAAUGACUUUCUAAAUGUUAUUUAAGUAUACAUUUUAAGGUAUUAUGCUUAAAAAAACGCAAAAUUGUGGCAUGUAAUAAAUAACAUAAUGUGAUAAAUUGUUCUCAAUUUAAUUCCAAUCUAAAAACUAACUGUAUUUAUCUUUAUUUAUAAAAUAAUGAUUUUUUGUUGUAGGAAUGGGCAUAUCUAUGAUUUUUCUAAAUUAUUAUAAGAAAUAUAAUUUUAAAUGCCAGCUUUUUCGGUUUAUAUAUAGUAAUUGGUUUGUAUUCAGUAACAAUUUUUCCCAUCAAUGCAUAUAAAUCUAUUAUUUAAACAGUUAAAUUCAUUAGGUACAAUAACUAUUAUAAAUUAUAGUAACCGGGUAAAAAUUAAAAGAUAAUACAGAAUGGUCUUUAGUAAAAACCAUAGAGUUGAUUGCUAUACAAAUAAAUUAAGUUUUAUGUUUCUUUUUUUUUACUUAUAUCUAUCUGUAAUUUAUAUAAUAUUAUGUAUUACCAAUUAAAAACAUACACAUUAAAUCCUCUGAUAUGUUAAAAUGUUUUGUUUUUGAAACUUCAAAGAGAAAAAAGUG
Adelges cooleyi (spruce gall adelgid) is the source of this 4128-nucleotide messenger RNA. Its product is annotated as zinc finger protein 184-like. The coding region runs from base 247 to 3318 and encodes 1023 amino acids. The transcript is spliced from 11 exons. Lineage: Eukaryota; Metazoa; Arthropoda; Insecta; Hemiptera; Adelgidae. The record is from RefSeq and is a predicted model, not a curated record.